AGUUAGAUACGGAGCAAGAUUACGUACAGUGAUUGUCGUUUGUAUGAACAACACGGUCUCUCCCCUCUGUCAUUGUUUUCUUCUCAGAUAAAAUCACAGCCAGACAAAACACACUACUAUAAUGGACUGCCGAGCUUAUUUGGCUUCGUUUUCUCCAACUCCCAGCUCUGUUUGUCGGAGUUUUGUCACCUUCCGGCAAGGAAAGCCCAUUUCCCGGCGACUGCGUCAGAUUCCGGCGCUCUAGUUUCUCGUCAUCCAACAAAAAAAGUCGCUCGAAACUCGAGGUUUCUGAGUCUCUACAAAAGGAAGCACCACUCCUCAUAUUAGUGGGUGGUGGGAAUUGAAUUUCUUAGCUGAUGGGGCAUUUAUCCUCCAUGUUCAAUGGACUGGCGAGGUCCUUUUCAUUCAAAAAGGGGAAGAAUUCUGGCAAAUGCAGUGGAAGAGAAGCCGCGGAGGCAAUGGCAAAGGAGGCAAAGAAGAAUGGCUUGAUUUUACGCACUUCUGGCACUGUAAAUGUUGAUGGUUCUAACAACUUUGCCUCAGUUUUCUCAAAGAAAGGCCAGAAAGGAGCGAACCAGGAUUGCUCCAUCGUGUGGGAGGAAUUUGGAUGCCAAGAAGACAUGAUCUUUUGUGGGAUUUUUGAUGGGCAUGGCUUAUGGGGCCAUUUUGUGGCUAAAAUGGUCAGAGAAUCAAUGCCACCAUCUUUACUAUUCAAUUGGCAGGAGACAGUUGCUCAAACUUCUCUUGACCCAGAAUGUGACUUGGAAUCUGAUAAAAAGCAUCAUUGGUUUAAUAUAUGGAAGCAUUCCUACCUAAAGACUUGUGCUGCCAUUGAUCAAGAACUCGAGCAACAUCGUAAAAUCGAUACAUUCAAUAGCGGAACAACUGCCCUCACAAUUGUUAGACAGGGUGAAUUCUUUGUUGUUGCAAAUGUUGGUGACUCUCGUGCUGUAUUGGCUACCACUUCAGAUGAUGGAAGCUUGGUUCCAGUUCAGCUUACUGUUGACUUCAAGCCCAAUUUACCUCAGGAAGCUGAGAGGAUAAUUCAGUGUAGAGGGAGAGUCUUCAGUUUAGAUGACGAGCCAGGGGUGCAUAGGGUCUGGCUGCCAGAUGAGGAAUCACCUGGACUGGCAAUGUCUAGAGCCUUUGGAGAUUACUGUAUAAAGGGCUUUGGACUAAUUUCUGUGCCGGAAGUGACACAAAGGAAUAUAACCAGCAGAGACCAAUUCGUCGUGCUGGCAACUGAUGGGGUGUGGGAUGUUGUCUCCAAUCAAGAAGCAGUACAAAUUGUGUCUUCAACACCGGACAGGACAACCUCAGCGAAGCGUCUUGUUGAGUGUGCUGCCCGUGCAUGGAAGCGCAAGAGGAGUGCAAUUGCGAUGGAUGACAUUUCAGCCAUUUGUCUCUUUUUUCACUCUUCUCCUUCCUCUCUGCAAAUUCACCCUGUUAUUACACCACACCAGUAGUGUAGAUGCCAUGUUAAUUGCUAUGUGUUCUUCAAUGUAAUCUUGAUUAGCAAAUAUUCACGUGAAAUGAUGUUUUCUCUGCUC
This is a messenger RNA of Corylus avellana, 1550 nucleotides long. RefSeq names its product putative protein phosphatase 2C 34. Gene Ontology annotation, biological process: protein dephosphorylation. The record is from RefSeq and is a predicted model, not a curated record. Gene Ontology annotation, molecular function: protein serine/threonine phosphatase activity. NCBI's taxonomy places the organism in Eukaryota, Viridiplantae, Streptophyta, Magnoliopsida, Fagales, Betulaceae.